AAAAAACAAACACCAUUGUCAACUUUACUCUCUUUUUUUCUUUCUUUCUUCCCUUAUUUCAUGUCAAAAUUAUUACCAUAAAAAGCUGCUGAAUAUUCAAACUAUACUACAAAAGGUUCUAAAAACCAACGUUUUUGUCACAGUAUUUCACGGGCUAUAUAUUUGAUGUGUUGUUUCAUUGCAUGAUUCAUCACAUUUUUUGUACCAAUAUUCCCUGCAAGUACUCGAGUAUCAUAGUUUUUUUUUUUCUGAUUCUUUUUAAACCUUAGGGAAGAAAGCAAAUUAUUUCGAUUCAGAGAAGGACUCGAUCACGAAUGGCACAAAUCUCUUUCCGAAUGUAAUUAGAGUUGAGUAUCUAAGGCCAACAUUCGACACUUGUAUAAGCAGACGAAUGAGCUGAUUGCUUGACCAGCCCAAGUUGGUUAUAUUGCAGAGAAAAUGGUAACCAGAACAGUGGACCUUAGAUCAGACACAGUGACAAAGCCAACUGAAGCAAUGAGAGCUGCCAUGGCCACUGCUGAAGUCGACGACGAUGUGCUCGGCUACGACCCUACCGCAUUCCGCUUAGAAACCGAGAUGGCGAAGAGAAUGGGAAAGGAAGCAGCUCUUUUUGUGCCAUCAGGGACAAUGGGGAACCUCAUAUCUGUGCUCACACAUUGCGAUAUUAGGGGAAGUGAGGUAAUUCUUGGGGACAAUUGCCAUAUCUUUAUCUAUGAGAAUGGAGGGAUUUCAACCAUUGGUGGAGUGCAUCCGAGGACGGUGAAGAAUAAUAGUGACGGAACCAUGGACCUUGAUUUGAUUGAGGCUGCUAUAAGGGAUCCAAGGGGAGAGAUAGUGUAUCCAACCACUCGGCUUAUUUGCUUGGAAAAUACUCACGCCAACUCUGGUGGCAAAUGUCUUUCAGCUGAAUAUACAGAUCAAGUUGGAGAGCUUGCUAAGAAGCAUGAUCUGAAGCUUCACAUUGAUGGGGCGCGUAUUUUUAACUCUUCAGUUGCACUUGGGGUUCCUGUGGAUAGGCUUGUCCGAGCAGCUGAUUCCGUUUCGGUUUGCCUAUCCAAAGGUAUAGGUGCACCGGUUGGAUCUGUUAUUGUUGGAUCAAAGAGCUUCAUUGCCAAGGCUAGACGGCUGCGGAAAACCUUAGGUGGUGGAAUGAGGCAGGUCGGUGUCAUCGCCGCCGCAGCACUUGUUGCCUUGCAAGAAAAUGUUGGAAAGCUGGAAAGUGAUCACAAGAAAGCUAGACUUUUAGCUGAUGGAUUAAACGAAAUGAAAGGACUGAGAGUGGAUCCAGUGGAGACUAAUAUUGUGUAUGUUGAAAUUGAAGAGGGUUUGCACAUAUCAGCAGGAAAGAUAGUCAAGAACUUGGAAGAACGUGGUAUCCUUGUGAUGGAUGCUGGCCCAUCAAGAAUUAGGAUUGUCCUCCACCACCAAAUUUCAGCAAGUGAUGUGCAAUAUGCCUUGUCAUGCUUUCAGCAUGCUGUUAAGGGAGGGCAAAGUGAAAAUGGCAACUAGUGGAAGAAAAAUUUGAAUUUGGCAAUUAAUCCAUAAAAUUCUAUUCAAUUGCAUUUCAUAUCUGUUGUUGUAUUUGUUUUUUUUUUUUUUGUAUUUUCUUUAAUGUACCCAAAAGACAAGGAAUGGAUUAUUACCUUGGUACCUUCUUGAUGUCUUCCUGCUAUGAAGAAGUUUGAUAAUUGGUAAGUGCAUCCUGGAAUAUUUUCUUCUA
This is a messenger RNA of Arachis stenosperma, 1720 nucleotides long. Its product is annotated as low-specificity L-threonine aldolase 1-like. Gene Ontology annotation, molecular function: L-allo-threonine aldolase activity. Gene Ontology annotation, biological process: L-threonine catabolic process; glycine biosynthetic process. NCBI's taxonomy places the organism in Eukaryota, Viridiplantae, Streptophyta, Magnoliopsida, Fabales, Fabaceae. The record is from RefSeq and is a predicted model, not a curated record. Bases 439 to 1509 code for a protein of 356 amino acids. Gene Ontology annotation, cellular component: cytosol. The transcript is spliced from 12 exons.